CGCGGAGGGCUUCCCGCGCCCGCCCCGCCUGCCGCGGCAGGGGGAUUAGUCAGCAGUCUGCGGGCAGCCCCGCUCCCGCGCAAACUCCGCGGUGGGGGCGGGGAGCGGAGGCGCCUGCCCCUUCCCGCGGCGAGGGGCGGCGGGGCCGCGGCGGCGGGGCUGCCCCCCCCACCUGCUGUCCGCGCCGCCGCUCCGCGGCCGCGGCGAGGGGCGGCGGGUUGGCAAGUGAGGCAACGAGGCGCUGGAAACUCCUCCCGGGAACGGCGGCGUUGCGGGAGGACGAGCGCCCGAGCCGCCCCGCUCACGGAGCCAAGCGGGAGUGCACACACUCGCGCACACACACCGCGCACACCGCACGCUCGCGGCGGCGGCCCCCGGCCCCCCGCUGCCGCUGCCGGCAGUGAGGCGGCGCCCGGCGGGGCUGCCCCAUGGUCUUGCGGGGGCCGUGGGGGAGCUGCGGGGGCCCCGGCGCGGCGCUCGCCCUCCUGCGCGCCCUCCGCACUAGGAUGUUGCGGCAGGUCUUGCACAGGGGGCUGGGGACGUCUUUCUCCCGGCUUGGCCACUUCGUCGCCAGCCACCCAGUGUUCUUCGCCUCGGCGCCCGUGCUCAUUUCAAUUCUGCUGGGCGCCAGCUUCAGCCGCUACCAGGUGGAGGAGAGCGUAGAGCACCUCCUGGCCCCCACGCACAGCCUGGCCAAGAUCGAGAGGAACCUGGUGGACAGCCUCUUCCCGGUGAACCGCUCCAAGCACCGUCUCUACUCCGACCUGCAGACGCCGGGAAGGUACGGCAGGGUGAUCAUCACCUCCUUCCGCAAGGCCAACAUGUUGGACCAGCACCACACCGAUCUCAUCCUCAAGCUGCACUCUGCUGUGACCAGGAUCCAAGUUCAAAGACCUGGUUUCAAUUACACGUUUGCCCAUAUAUGUAUCCUGAACAAUGACAAGACAUGCAUAGUGGACGACAUAGUGCAUGUACUGGAGGAAUUAAAGGCUGCUCGUUCUUCUAAUCGAACUAAUUUUGCAAUCACUUAUCCGAUUACUCACUUAAAGGAUGGCAGGGAAGUGUAUAAUGGGCAUCAGCUUGGUGGGGUUACUGUGCACAGCAAAGACCGGGUGAAGUCUGCAGAAGCCAUUCAGCUCACCUACUACUUGCAGGCAAUCAACUCCUUGAAUGACAUGGUGGCAGAAAAGUGGGAAUCCAUUUUUUGUGACACUGUUGAACUUUUCCAGAAAUCCAACAGGAAAAUCAAAAUGUAUCCUUUCACUUCUUCUUCGCUGAAGGAGGAUUUCCAGAAGACAAGCAGGGUGUCAGAACGCUACCUGAUCACAAGCUUGGUCCUUGUGGUCACCUUGGCCAUUCUCUGCUGCUCCAUGCAGGAUUGUGUCCGCAGCAAACCCUGGCUUGGCCUGCUGGGAUUGCUGACCGUGACCCUUGCCACCCUGACUGCAGCUGGGAUCAUCAAUCUCACUGGUGGGAAAUACAAUUCCACCUUCCUGGGAAUCCCCUUCGUCAUGUUAGGUCAUGGUUUAUAUGGGACUUUUGAAAUGUUGUCCUCCUGGAGGAAGACUAGAGAAGACCAACACGUUAAAGAGAGGACUGCAGCUGUAUUUGCAGACUCCAUGCUCUCGUUUUCUCUCACCACUGCCAUGUACCUGGUCACUUUUGGAAUAGGUGCCAGUCCCUUCACUAACAUUGAAGCAGCCAGGAUUUUCUGCUGCAAUUCCUGUAUUGCAAUUUUCUUCAACUACCUCUAUGUACUCUCCUUUUAUGGUUCCAGCCUGGUGUUUACUGGCUACAUAGAAAACAACUACCAGCAUAGUAUCUUCUGCAGAAAGGUACCAAAGCCAGAGGUAUUGCAAGAGAAGCCUGCAUGGUAUAGGUUUCUUCUGACAGCCAAAUUCAGCGAGGACACAGAUGAUUCAGAGGAAACAAACACUUACGAGAGUCAUCUUUUGGUGUGGUUCCUGAAACGAUAUUAUUGUGACUGGAUAACAAACACUUAUGUCAAGCCUUUUGUAGUUCUCUUUUACCUUGUUUAUAUUUCCUUUGCCUUAAUGGGCUACCUGCAGGUCAGUGAAGGGUCAGACCUGAGCAACAUCGUAGCGACUGCGACACGGACUAUUGAGUAUACAACUGCCCAGCAGAAGUAUUUCAGUAACUACAGCCCAGUGAUUGGGUUCUACAUUUAUGAGUCGAUUGAGUACUGGAAUACCAGUGUCCAAGAGGAUGUACUGGAGUAUACCAAGGGCUUUGUGAGGAUAUCUUGGUUUGAAAGCUACUUAAAUUACCUUAGGAAACUCAACAUAUCCACUGGGUUGCCCAAGAAGAACUUCACUGAUAUGUUGAGGAACAACUUCCUGAAGACCCCUCAGUUUGCCCAUUUUUCAGAGGAUAUCAUCUUUUCCAAGAAAUACAACAAUGAAGUUGAUGUCGUGGCAUCCAGGAUGUUCUUGGUGGCCAAGACAAUGGAAACUAAGAGGGAAGAACUUUAUGACCUCUUGGAGACCCUGAGGAAGCUCUCUCUCACCUCCAAGGUGAAAUUCAUUGUUUUCAAUCCAUCAUUUGUGUACAUGGAUCGUUAUGCUUCUUCAGUGGGAGCACCCUUACAAAACUCCUGCAUUAGUGCUUUAUUUCUGCUCUUCUUCUCUGCAUUCCUCGUGGCAGACUCUCUGAUCAAUGUCUGGCUCACUCUAACUGUUGCCUCAGUUGAAUUUGGAGUUAUAGGUUUUAUGACCUUGUGGAAAGUGGAACUAGAUUGUAUUUCUGUGUUGUGCUUAAUUUACGGAAUUAAUUACACAAUUGACAACUGUGCUCCACUGUUAUCAACCUUUGUCCUGGGCAAAGAGUUCACAAGAACUAAAUGGGUGAAAAAUGCCCUGGAAGUGCAUGGGGUAGCUAUUUUGCAGAGCUACCUCUGCUAUAUUGUUGGUCUGAUUCCUCUUGCAGCUGUGCCUUCAAAUCUGACCCGUACACUGUUCAGGUGCUUGUUUUUGAUAGCAUUAGUCACCUUCUUUCACUGCUUUGCCAUUUUACCUGUGAUACUGACUUUCCUGCCACCAUCCAAAAAGAAGAGGAAAGAGAAGAAGAAUCCUGAAAACCGUGAGGAAAUAGAGUGUGUUGAAAUGGUGGAUAUGGAUAGCACCCGAGUGGUUGACCAAAUUACAACAGUCUAACUUGUUUGUUUGUUGCUUUUUUUACACUAGGUCUUACUGAGGAAAAAGAGGAAAAAAAAAAAUAAGAAGAAAGAAACCAGUAGUGACUAAAUAUCUGAGGACAGGAAGGGGUUUGGAUGUUUUCCUUCUCCCCACCCCCACCCCAAGCUAAAUCCAGGAAUAUUCAAAAUGAUGGGAGAAAUUAGAUUUUUUUUUU
Molecule: messenger RNA, 3369 nt
Organism: Pezoporus flaviventris
Lineage: Eukaryota; Metazoa; Chordata; Aves; Psittaciformes; Psittacidae
Gene: PTCHD1
Product: patched domain containing 1
Exons: 3
Coding region: 429-3173 (914 amino acids)
Biological process (GO): cognition; chemical synaptic transmission
Cellular component (GO): plasma membrane; synapse
Source: RefSeq, a predicted model, not a curated record